AUGGGGAGAAAACUGGAUCUUUCCAAGCUUACGGACGAAGAGGCCAAGCACGUCUGGGAAGUGGUUCAGAGGGACUUUGAACUGAGAAGGAAAGAAGAGGAAAGACUGGAGGGGUUGAAGGGCCGGAUUAAGAAGGAGAGCUCCCAGAGGGAGCUGCUUGCUGACACAGCGCACCUGAAUGAGACCCACUGUGCCCGCUGCCUGCAGCCCUACCGGCUCCUUGCGACCCCCAGAAGGCAAUGCCUGGACUGCCACCUCUUCACCUGCCAGGACUGCGGCCAUGCUCACCCGGAGGAGCAGGGCUGGCUUUGCGACCCCUGCCACCUGGCCAGGGUUGUGAAGAUUGGCUCUCUGGAGUGGUACCACCAGCACCUGAGAGCCCGCUUCAAGCGCUUUGGGAGUGCCAAAGUGAUCCGUUCCCUGUGCGGACGGCUGCAGGGGGCAGGUGGGCCUGAGGCAAGCGCUGGCGAGGGCAGUGGAGAUAGUGAGCAGACAGAUGAGGAUGGGGAACUGGACACAGCAGCCCAGGCCCAGUUCAUUGGCAGCAAAAAAAAGCGUCUCUCUAUUCACGACUUGGACUUUGAGGCCGACUCUGACGACUCAACUUGGUCUGGUAGUCACCCCCCAGAUUCAUCCCCAGUCCCAGCAGCCACAGACAGCCUGCAGUGUCUCACAGGCUGCGAGCCCACAGAUGCCGACAGAGAAGAGGAGACCCUCAGGAGGAAGCUGGAGGAGCUGACCAGCCACAUAAGUGACCAGGGAGCCUCAUCCGAGGAGGAGGGGAACAAGGAGGAAGAAGCAGAACUGGACAGGAGCCCCUCCAUCAGGGACCUCCCGGGGGCAGGCUUGGAGGUGAGCGGGGCUGCGGGCCAGAUGUACAGACAGGAAACCAUCCCCGGGGACCCUCAGGACCUCGUGCAGCCCAGCAGGACCACAGACAAGAAGCUGCUGGAGCUGGAGGAUAGAGUGGCUGUCACGGCCUCGGAGGUUCAGCAGGUGGAAAGUGAGGUUUCCAACAUCAAAUCCAAGAUUGCCGCCUUACAGGCUGCAGGGCUCACCGUGAAGCCUUCGGGAAAGCCCCGGAGGAAAUCUAACCUGCCGAUAUUUCUUCCCCGGCUUGCUGAGAGACUGGACCGGAAUCCUAAGGAUCCGAAUGCAGACCCCACGGAGGAGGUAUGUGUGACAACGGCGCCCUAUCUUCUCAGAAGGAAGUUCAGUAAUUCCCCGAAAAGCCAAGGUAAAGACGGGACCUCCUUUCAUCGGCAGUCGGCGUACCACGGGUCCCUGACACAGAGAAACCCCAACAGCAGGAAGGGGGUGGCCAACCACAGCUUUGCGAAACCUGUGAUGACCUACCAGCCCUGA
Enhydra lutris kenyoni (northern sea otter) is the source of this 1365-nucleotide messenger RNA. Its product is annotated as melanophilin. The record is from RefSeq and is a predicted model, not a curated record. Gene Ontology annotation, biological process: intracellular protein transport. The transcript is spliced from 12 exons. Bases 1 to 1365 code for a protein of 454 amino acids. Gene Ontology annotation, cellular component: cortical actin cytoskeleton. NCBI's taxonomy places the organism in Eukaryota, Metazoa, Chordata, Mammalia, Carnivora, Mustelidae. Gene Ontology annotation, molecular function: actin binding; small GTPase binding; myosin binding.